AUGUCCUCAUACGCUCCCAGUAUGCCCUCGACCUCCAAUCUUCGUGCCACAUCGGGAGCCCCAGCUUCCUUUUUGUUGCGCAAUGGUGCAAAGCAACUACCAGAGGAUCUGUGUGUAUGUCUGUAUGAAGGGGGAUCCCUCCGGUCACAAAAGGUGACUGGGUUCUGGGACGCUGCGAUUCAGGUCGCACGCUUUGAGGGAAUCAGAGGACUAUGGAAAGGCGUAGGAACUACACUCCUCAUCGCUGUACCCUCCCAGUCAGCGUAUAUGAUCACCUAUGAUCAUUUACUGAACAAGGUGGUUCCUUCAGUGCUCCCUACAUCCGCCCUUACGCCAUUGAUUUCCGGAAUCGCCGCUCGAACCAUUAUCAGCUCUGUUGCAUCUCCCCUCGAACUCCUCCGCACCACUCUACAAUCAACACCCGCCAAUCUUGCUUCUCCGCACACGCUCUCCUCUGUCCUUGCCUCUACCCGAAGCCUUGUGCGCUCCCAGGGCAUCACCGCGCUAUGGAGAGGACUCAUGCCAACACUAUAUCGAGACGUUCCAUUCUCUGGCCUAUAUUGGGCGAGCUACGAAACAUGGAAAUCGACUUUCCGCACAAAAUAUAAUCGAACGGGUGCGCCAUACGAGUUUAUGUCUGGGGCAAUAUCGGGAACCACCGCUGCGCUCCUCACACACCCAUUUGACGUUGCCAAAACACGGAGACAGGCGUUGGUGCUCUCGCAAGAGGGCGUGCCGACGCAGACGAUGCGUUUCCUGGCCAAAAUCGCACGAGCAGAAGGUGUCGGUGCACUUUAUGCAGGUAUCGUGCCGAGACUAGCCAAAAUUGCUCCCGCAUGCGGGAUCAUGAUUGCGAGCUAUGAAGGCGUUGGCCGAUACUUUAUGCGACGCGACGACUGA
Messenger RNA from Serendipita indica DSM 11827, 900 nucleotides. NCBI's taxonomy places the organism in Eukaryota, Fungi, Basidiomycota, Agaricomycetes, Sebacinales, Serendipitaceae. The record is from the annotation of a GenBank genome assembly.